CUAUUAAUCUAUAACUAACCAGGCUGUCCUUUAAUGCUUGUCACAAUUUUAAAAUGCCACAUUCAGAUGUCAUGUUAUAUUUUUGUUUGCAGAGGUAAGUAUAAAUGCCCACAUCUGUAAGAAGAAAUCUCAAGAUUGACUUUUUACUGAGGCAUUUCUCAACAAAAUGCGUAAUAUAAAGCUUUAUAUUAUGUAAAAGGUGUAGUAGAAGUAGUAGCCUAGUCUACUGUAGUAGUGCAUAUUCCAGAAACCAUCUGACACACCGUUAACACAUUCAUAAUAGAACACUGAUAUGAUUCAUUAUCAUUUACAAACAAACACGUAUAAAGCCUGUAUUGUUGUAGUUUUAUAUCCAUGACUUUUACUUCCUCAGCUACUGUGUCUGUUGUAGUCACGUGGUUGUUCAGUCAGAGAGAGAAGUCCAUGUAGGAUAUAUAUAUUCAGUAUCUUUACCUUACCCGUGUUUAACUUGUCAGUAAACACGUUUUCAAGGUCUCACUACCAGUGACAGAGAGCUUUUCGAUCGGUUUGCUCUUCAAAUUGAACUUUAGUCUAAAGUGCAGUCCUUCAGCUGCGCACAUGUGGCUCGGAUUUGUUUGCCAGCGGACUUUCAGCGAUUUAAGGAGAAAACAUGCCGCACUGGACUGAAAUGAAGAAAGAUGAGCUCGAGAGGCAGUAUUCACCCAGCUGGUGGUCGCACAGGAUGUCGGCAGACGACGUGAUCAAGGCUCACGUGAAGGCUUUAAAGGAAGGUACGGAGCGUGCCCGUGGUCUGGCUCAAACGUUGCUCAACGUGCCAUAUGGGGAGGGAGAUGGAGAGAAACUGGAUGUGUACAUACCCAGCACCAACUCUUUGGACGUCCACCUUGUUAUUUACCUUCAUGGAGGCUACUGGCAGUUUCUCAGCAAGGAGGAGUCAGGAUUCAUGGCUGUUCCACUCGUUGAUAAAGGCGUAGUGGUGGUUGCCGUCGGCUAUGACAUAGCCCCCAAAGGCAACAUGGAUCUGAUGGUGUCUCAAGUACGCCGGAGUGUUGUGUCUGUUGUCCAGCAGUAUUCCCACAUCAGUGGCCUCUACCUGUGUGGCCACUCUGCUGGGGCUCACCUGGCUGCAAUGGUCCUCUCCACUGACUGGUCGCAGUACAGCAUCACUCCUCAGAUCAAAGGUGCUUUCCUUGUCAGUGGCAUAUAUGACCUCCUGCCCAUCCUGUCCACCUACGUCAACGAGCCUUUGAAGAUGACAGAGGAGGUGGCGGUGAGGAACAGCCCCAGCAAGCUGGUCCCUCAGCUCAAACUCUCCUCCUCCAGCUGCCGCAUCAUUGUAGCCGUCGCUGAGAACGACUCGCUGGAGUUUCGCAAGCAGUCAGAAGAAUACUACAAAACUUUAGAGGCGUCAGGACUUGAUGUGAUCCUGGAGGAUGUGGCGACCACAGACCACUUCAGUAUCAUCGAGCAACUGGUAGAUGGGGAGUAUCACCUAACAAAGCUUCUCUUGAAGACGAUGGGGAAGAGCUAAGGCGGCAGUCUUUGUCCCAUUAUCUAAUGUCAACAUACCUCUGUAUAAACAUACACAUCUGAACAGAGUCAUCGUGCACUGAUACUGAUAAUAUAUGCAUUAUUUCAGGUUUGUACAAUGGUAAAUGUACAAUUUCUAUCAUUUUGAUUGAUCAACAUUGAGGUGGCAUGGAUUGUUUUUGACUGUUUAGCUUCUUGUAUCAUUACCUCUUUGUUCACUGUAGAUACUACUGUCAGAAAACUGUGUUAAGAAAACAUUGUGUGCCUAAAAACCGAGUCACUUCAAGGAUGGUGAUUGUAGCAAAUUCUAUAACUGUUAAACCUGCUCAUAUCCAGUUGUAAACAGAUUAUUUAACUACCAUAGUGCACAAUGUUAUCAUCAUGAAGUACUGUUCCACCAGCACACGCCACAGAGUUGUAGAGUUCAUGAUUAGUUUUGGCAUAUUAACAGUAUUUUGUAAAAUGGUGGGUCUGUUUGUUUUUUGUAUUCUUUUUCUUUCUUGUGACAAUCUGUACCACAACCUAAAGUCCAUGGGUAGGACAAGACUAGAAACUCAUGCCAAGAGUGCUGAUGUACCAUAAAAAGUUAAUGUAGCUUCUUAUUUUAAACUACACAAUACUGAUAUCUCACCCAGUGAACUUUAAUGAACACUAUAUAUUUGCACUGUUUAUUUGAGCCUAAUAUUUAAAUACACAUUAUACACAAUACACAAUUUACCUGAUGCACGUUGUUACUGCGCUCAUUCUAGCAUCUUAAAUAAUUGUUUAGAUUAUUGUUUACACAAAAUGUUUUAUUAAUCAUGACUGUAGAUUAUAAAGAGAAUCAUCACAAUAAAUAUCUAUAUUUGAGAAUCCA
Molecule: messenger RNA, 2368 nt
Organism: Cottoperca gobio
Lineage: Eukaryota; Metazoa; Chordata; Actinopteri; Perciformes; Bovichtidae
Gene: afmid
Product: arylformamidase
Molecular function (GO): arylformamidase activity
Source: RefSeq, a predicted model, not a curated record